Pneumocystis jirovecii RU7 is the source of this 509-nucleotide messenger RNA. RefSeq lists its product as uncharacterized. Lineage: Eukaryota; Fungi; Ascomycota; Pneumocystomycetes; Pneumocystales; Pneumocystaceae. The transcript has 4 exons. Gene Ontology annotation, biological process: mitochondrial electron transport, cytochrome c to oxygen. The record is from RefSeq and is a predicted model, not a curated record. Bases 12 to 509 code for a protein of 165 amino acids.
GUGCCAAAACAAUGCAUUGGAGUACACUGCGGUGUCUGUUGCGUGCACAGCCCGUUUCUAGUGGUCUAUUAUGUCGGUCUAUGAAAACAGCACGUAAACUUUCAAAACCACUGCUGCUUGACUUAGAGAAACGAUGGGAUAAUAUGUCUCCUGAUGAACAAAUGGAUAUUCAACGGCAGCUGAAUGAGAGACAACGUGGACCGUGGUCUGAGCUUUCGAUGGAGGAAAAAAAGGCGGCGUAUUUCAUCGCUUUUGGGCCUUAUGGAUCUCGGUCAAUCAUUCACCCACCAGGAUUUUUUAAAAAGGUAGCUUUAGGGACAUUAAGCAUGCUUGCAAUAUCAGGUGUUCUAUUUUACUGUAUUCGUUCGUUUGCGGAGCCACCUCCACCUACGAUGACUAAAGAGUGGCAGGAGGCAUCAAAUGAGCUUCUUAAAUCACAGAAUAUUGAGCCUAUUACAGGCGUUAGUAGUGAAGGAUAUACAGGAAAAGGCAUGGUCAGAUCUAAAUAA